This is a messenger RNA of Frankliniella occidentalis (western flower thrips), 1559 nucleotides long. Its product is annotated as brain-specific homeobox protein homolog. Bases 88 to 1026 code for a protein of 312 amino acids. The record is from RefSeq and is a predicted model, not a curated record. Gene Ontology annotation, molecular function: DNA binding; DNA-binding transcription factor activity, RNA polymerase II-specific. Gene Ontology annotation, biological process: regulation of DNA-templated transcription. NCBI's taxonomy places the organism in Eukaryota, Metazoa, Arthropoda, Insecta, Thysanoptera, Thripidae. The transcript has 5 exons.
CAGAGGGUCACGCCGCGCCCCGCCGCGCCCCGCACCGCCACGCCGCGCCCGCCGCCGGGGUCGCCGCCGAGGCCGCCGUCAUGUGAGAUGAUGGACCGACCGGCCCCCGGCAGUACUCGCCUGGCGCCCGCCGCCGCGCCAGCCCAGCCCGCCAGCCACCGCAUCGACGACAUCCUGGGCAAGAGCAAGCAGGACGAGCCGGCGGCCGCCGCCUUCGCGCCGUGCGUCAAGCCGCAGCCCCAGAUGCCGCCGCUGCCGCCGUUGCCCGCCGCGCCGCACGCGCUGCACCCGCACCACGCGCUGCACCCGCACCUGUUGUCACCCGCCUCCAGGGCCUUCCUGCCACCGAUCUUCCAGCGCUCCGUCCUCCUCCAGCCCUCGUACCAGCACAUCCUGCACCUGCCGUGGGCUCAAACCCCCGUGUCCUUAGCUGAGCUGGUGGCGGGCUACCCGGGGUCGCUGGACGCCGGCAAGGUGGCCGGACGACGGCGCAAGGCGCGCACCGUGUUCUCGGACCAGCAGCUGCACGGGCUGGAGAAGCGCUUUGGCAAGCAGCGCUACCUGUCUACGCCCGAGCGGGUCGAGCUCGCCACCGCCCUCAACCUGUCCGAGACGCAGGUGAAAACGUGGUUCCAGAACCGCCGCAUGAAGCACAAGAAGCAGCAGAGGAAGAUGGCGGACGACAAGCAGACCAAUGGCGGGAAACGGACCAGUGCAGACGGUUCAGAGGCUGGCGACCUUCCCGUCGACUUCUCCCUGGCGGCGUCCGGCGGCGCUAGCUCCGUGGAUCUGAGCAGUGUUCCCGACGACGGUGACCCGGAGGGCGAGGCGUCCGACUGCGAGAUCGACGUCGGCGGACCCACGGGGACGCCGUCGAGCCUCCAGCAGCAGCCCGGCAGCGGCGGUGGACACGGCACGGGACACGGUCCCGGACACGAGCACGGGCCAGACAAGGCAGACUCGCUGUACGUGCUCAACCAGUACCUGCAGCACCAGCACCACUACGGGCCGCGGAUCAUCCGGUAGGACGCCGACGCCGACCUUCGACCACUUGAAUAAAUCGAAUCUACCGGGCCUUGCCGACGUGUCAGCCGACCCGGGACACCACUGGGAACGUUCAACUGGACACAUUCUCCUAGUCAACAUCAUGCAGAGUGCCACUUAAUUGGCCUCUGGAAUAAUUGUGAUAUUGUAGAGGUUUAGUAUUAUUUAUUGCUCUUGUAAAUAAACUCUUCGUAAAAGCCAAAGUAUUAAUAAGAUAUCUUAUAGAGGCACAAUUUUGUUUCCCUCCUUGCUGUUAUCGUUACGAAAUGAACAAUAAUUCUUUUAUUUGUCAACUUCUUGUACCUUUGAAAGGGGCAUGACAUUUUUUUAAAAACCAAUCUCCCUAAUGUUACGCCUUAAGAAACUUCCGUUAACUAUAUUUUUGAAUAGACGGGCAACCAACAGGCUACUUAUUUGCCUUCGUGCACCGAGAAUCCCUUAUUGGAAUUGAUUAUCGUGCCCACAAGAUUGUUCUGUGCUUCUCGCAAAGUGUAAUAAAAUUACGUUACCCUGAA